CCAGCAAGAGCGAGUUCUGCAGCCAGGCACUGCGAGAGCAGUUGGGAAGGAAAAAUAGGAAACAUCCGGUUUUGCUGUCCGUGUGCCUGCUGACCAGGUUUCAAGAGCCACAAGAACCCGUGACCAGAAAACACCUUGAGAAUGACAAGGAAGAUCUUCACCAACACCAGGGAGCGAUGGAGGCAGCAAAAUGUCAACAGCGCCUUUGCCAAGCUGAGGAAACUCAUCCCCACCCACCCGCCAGACAAAAAACUGAGCAAGAAUGAGACACUCCGGUUAGCUAUGAGAUACAUAAACUUCCUCGUCAAGGUCCUGGGGGAGCCAGGCCUGCAGCAGACGGCAGUGGUGGCACGGGGCAGCAUCCUGGGGUUCUUCCAGCAAGGCCCAUGCUUGCAAAGCAUGGAGGAGCUGACACUGAUUGAAAACUGUGGUGUGUCCUCUCCUGGCAUGAGCAGCAAUAUAGUAGAGUGUUGGUCAGAGACAUCAUCUCCCUAG
Messenger RNA from Haliaeetus leucocephalus (bald eagle), 495 nucleotides. It is a transcript of the gene TAL2, whose product is annotated as T-cell acute lymphocytic leukemia 2. Gene Ontology annotation, biological process: regulation of transcription by RNA polymerase II. NCBI's taxonomy places the organism in Eukaryota, Metazoa, Chordata, Aves, Accipitriformes, Accipitridae. The record is from RefSeq and is a predicted model, not a curated record. Bases 142 to 495 code for a protein of 117 amino acids. The transcript is spliced from 2 exons. Gene Ontology annotation, molecular function: RNA polymerase II cis-regulatory region sequence-specific DNA binding; DNA-binding transcription factor activity, RNA polymerase II-specific; protein dimerization activity.